Molecule: messenger RNA, 821 nt
Organism: Egretta garzetta (little egret)
Lineage: Eukaryota; Metazoa; Chordata; Aves; Pelecaniformes; Ardeidae
Gene: CIAO2B
Product: cytosolic iron-sulfur assembly component 2B
Exons: 6
Coding region: 1-693 (230 amino acids)
Biological process (GO): iron-sulfur cluster assembly
Cellular component (GO): cytosolic [4Fe-4S] assembly targeting complex
Source: RefSeq, a predicted model, not a curated record
AUGAAUGGCGUCAUCAGCAUUCAGCUGCAAAGCUCCUCUGCACUGCUUUCACUUAAUUCACCUCCAGCGUGGACACUCAUAAAGCUUGUGAAGCCAACUUUUCCACCACAGAUCGUACAUCAUCUGCCGGGGAAACUGCUGCCCUCCACCUGGGGAGCAUGUUCACAUCUUCUUACCCGCCACCAUGACUGGACGCAGCAGGCAGGAAGAAAACCAAACCCUACACAGAUCAUUCUUUGCAAAGAGAAAUCAAACAUGGCAAGGAAGCUAAGAGAGGGGCCGGGCCGGGGGCAGGGCGGUGCAGUGCAGCGCAGCCCCGCGCCGCUUUCCUUAACCCGGCAACAUCUCAUCCGCUCCAUUAACGACCCCGAGCACCCCCUCACCCUGGAGGAGCUGAACGUCGUCGAGCAAGUGCGAGUGAAAGUGAAUGAUGCAGAAAGCACGGUGGCAGUGGAGUUCACGCCCACCAUUCCUCACUGCAGCAUGGCAACGUUAAUUGGCCUCUCCAUAAAGGUAAAAUUGAUCAGAUCUCUGCCUGAGAGAUUUAAGCUGGAUGUUCAUAUAACACCAGGAACACAUGCCUCUGAGCAUGCAGUUAAUAAACAGCUUGCUGAUAAAGAACGUGUGGCAGCUGCUUUGGAAAACUCUCACUUACUGGAAGUGGUGAACCAGUGUUUGUCUGCUCGAUCAUAAUUGCCCAAUGAGGAAAUCGUUGGUAUUCUGCUAUGUUAAACUCAUUUUGUAUAUAAGUGGUGUUGCUGGUGUUACACGAUACAUAUAUCUAUGAGCAAAAUAAAGUCACUUGGAUUUUAUUAAAGAAA